This is a messenger RNA of Mesorhabditis spiculigera, 771 nucleotides long. The record is from the annotation of a GenBank genome assembly. Lineage: Eukaryota; Metazoa; Nematoda; Chromadorea; Rhabditida; Rhabditidae.
AUGGCAUCUUCGAGCCUGCGCACCUUGGCUGACCGAGUGGCUGUUGUGACCGCUUCGACAAAGGGGAUUGGAUUUGCUAUCGCGAGACGACUUGGCCUCGAUGGAGCUUCGGUGGUGGUCAGCAGCCGAAAAGAGAAAAACGUGGAGGAAGCCGUACUCGCGCUCCGGCUCGAGGGCAUCAACGUGAGCGGCGUCGUGGCGAAUGUCGGAAACAAAGACGACCGCAAGAAGCUCAUAGAUCACACCUUGGACAAGCACGGCAAGUUGAACAUUCUCGUCUCGAACGCGGCGGCCAACCCUCAUUAUGGGGAUUUGAUGUCGAUCAGCGAUUCACAGUGGGACAAGCUGAUGCAGGUCAAUGUAACGUCUGCGUUUCAACUUGCGCAAGAAGCCAUCCCGCACCUAGAAGCCUCGGGACAAGGGAAUCUCGUGUUCGUCGCGUCGGUGGCCGGCUUCAGCCCAAUCGAAGGACUCGGCGCCUACUCCAUCAUGAAAUCGGCGCUGAUCGGGCUGAACAAGAACCUGGCUCUUGCCGUCGCCCAUCGCAACAUCAGGGUGAAUGCCAUCGCUCCCGGCAUCAUCCGAACCGAUUUUUCUAAAGUCCUCUAUGAGGAUCCGGCGGUGCACUGCGACACGACGAAGGCAAUCCCAUUGGGAAGGAUUGGCGAAGCGGACGAGGCAGCAUCUGCCGUAUCAUUCUUGGUCUCUGACGAGUCAGCCUACCUCACCGGCGAGACGAUCAGCGUGAACGGCGGGAUGCAGUCACGCAUG